CUGGGAAGCACGGGCAACUACGUCGGAUCACCGACGCCGUUCAACAGGCUAUUCAUUCCGGAUUGGCUUUGGCCCCGCUCUGGCAAGUUUGACGUGUUCGCGCACCACACGCGGCUGCACGUGGCCGAGACGCGCCGCGUGAUGCAAGAUCACGCUGCGUGGGUCACGAUCCUGCGCGAUCCCGUGGCACAGUUCGAGUCGGCCUUCGACUACUACCACUUCGCGAUUCCGCAACACUGGAAUAUGACGCUGAGACAAUUCAUCGCUCUGCCGCUGGAGAGGAAGCAGGCUCUGGCGAGGAUCGGCCAUGGGCGCUUCGGCGGCAGCCAGAUGGCCUUUGACCUCGGAUACGACCCAGCCAUCGUCAGCGAACCGCGCCUCGUGCAGGCCAUGCUCGACGACCUCGACAAGGCCUUCGACCUUGUGAUGAUAGCCGAGAUGAUGGACGAGUCGCUGGUGCUGCUGCGUCAGUUGAUGUGCUGGUCGACUGAUGACGUCAUCUACCUCACCAAGAACGCGCGCUUCGACGCGCUGCGAACCCCGAUGAGUCGCGCCGACCGGGCGGCGCUGGAGGAGUUCCUGGAGCUGGACAUGAUUCUGUACCGCCACUUCCGGCAGCGCCUGGCCCAGCAGAUCGCCGCCGUGCCAAUCGCGACGUUUCUGGCGCGCACGGAGGCGCUCGUGGCGCGCUGCCUGCACUACAAGCAGCGCUGCGUGGCCUCCGAGGCUAAGGGCAGCGAGCUGCAAGGGCAGCAGCACGAGAUCACCGACCGGGUCAAGGGCUACCAGCUGACAGACUCUUCCGACUGGAUGUGUUCCCGCCUCGGCAUGGCGGAGAUCGGGUACACGGACCUCCUCCGCGACGGCCAGCGCCAGCGGAUGGCCAUCUGGCGCCGGGUGUACGGUCUCCUGGGCAUGGACGUUGGCGCGCCUCAGCAGCCGGAGGAGAGGACAUAGUGGCAGGCGCGGGCGUGUGCGGGGCACGGCUGUGCGCUGGAAGGAAAGGGCGUGGAGAGUCAGAUCAGCUGAUUGGCGUGACGCUUAUUGGGAUGUGGGGGUGCCUGCUGUUUAGGUGAUGUGGCACAGGAGCUGUGAUGCUUUUGUUUUUGUUUUGAAGCACUGACGUAUGGAGCGGUUUCCUAUGUUGCGUUUGGCUUGUUUUACAUGGGUGUCAGUUGAUAGCUGAUGACUUAUGAAUUGUGGUUUUGUUAGACAUGAAGUGCUAUUUUGCGAUACGUCGCCGAAAUCAUGGGAUAUGCAUGAUCGCAUUAUUGCGAAACUGCAGCCUACGGUUAUCUUCUCGGAAUCUGAAAUGAAGUCAGGCAGAGCAUCAGGUCACAUAAGCGUAGUUUUGUUCCCCGCAUGGCCUCCAGGGGCUCACUGUCCUGCUUCAAAGGUGUGCGGCAGUUCGGCCGAAGCAGUUAUCUUUCGCGCGGACAUUUCUGAUGUCCCUCGUUGACCAACGAAAUACGAGGCUAGUCUGGUGUCAGCGUGCAGUUGGACCUGACCUGAUUUUGCAUUACUUCACCUGUCACCGAGACUGCAGACCCCACGAAACGGGAGCGAUUCGAGCUCCUUCAUAGUCAAUGCCUCACGGAUGUCUUGCCAAUGCUGGAAGCCUUCGGGGACAGUGUGCGGUUCGUGCUUGGCACCAGCUGCUCAUGAAAAUACACCCUGUA
Molecule: messenger RNA, 1679 nt
Organism: Pollicipes pollicipes
Lineage: Eukaryota; Metazoa; Arthropoda; Thecostraca; Pollicipedomorpha; Pollicipedidae
Product: galactosylceramide sulfotransferase
Biological process (GO): glycolipid biosynthetic process
Cellular component (GO): membrane
Molecular function (GO): galactosylceramide sulfotransferase activity
Source: RefSeq, a predicted model, not a curated record